AGCUACCAUAGUCUGCCACUGGUCAUCGUCAUACGCGGCUCCAUGUUGAUAGACACUGCUACAUAGCAUGGCGCCAUCGAGUGUAGAGCCUCGACCACUGCCAAGGAAUGCCGCGGUCGACUCCUCUGCACGCCUGCCCACGCCGGCAAGGACGGGCGCGGCAUUCUCCUUCCCCUAUGCCACGCCAUAUUCGAUUCAGCUCGACAUUAUGACAGCCCUCUUUGAAGCAAUAGAAGGACGCAAGGUGGCAGUCUUUGAGAGUCCUACGGGGACCGGCAAAUCGCUCAGUCUGAUCUGUGCUACCUUUACUUGGCUCAGGGACAACGAAAAGAGAAGAGAAGCUAUUGCCCUCGAUGAAGGUGACGGGGGACCCGAUGCUGAACCUGCUUGGGUCAGAAGGCAGGCAGCUGAGAGGAAGAGACGCGACUUGACUCGUCACGAGGAGGAGCUCAAGGAGCGGAUAGCAGCCGUCAAGGUUAAGGAAGCCGAGCUCAGAAAGAGGGCAUUGAGGGAUGCCAAGCUUGGGUCAGCCAGAUUCGCCAAGAAACAGCGUCUUGACGAGUCUGGCACAGAUGAUGACGUGCCCUCAGACGACGACGCUUUUCUACCAUCAGAUUCGCCUGCCGACGCCUCCUCAUCGGCAUCGGGUCAGCCAGCAUGGCAUGCACUGACCUCUAGCAGCGAUGACGACGCCAACCUUUCUCCCGCUGUACGGGCCUUGAUGGCCCAAUUCUCCGGACCAAGUACGAGCGACCUCGAAGAGCUUCCAGAGACAACGCCAAAGGUGAUCUACGCCUCUCGGACUCACUCUCAGCUGACUCAAUUCGUAGCCGAGCUGAAAAAGACUUCUUUCGGAAAGGACGUUCAAGUAAAGGAGGGAUCAAUGGGCGAAUCUGAGGCUAUCCCUGCCAUCCGCACGAUCCCCUUAGGUUCUCGAAAGCAGAUGUGCAUCAAUGAGGACGUACAAAAGAUGGGAGCGAAAGCGGGUGCAGAGGCCAUGAAUGAGGCGUGUCGUGAGCUGGCGUCAAGCAAAGAGAAGAGUAAGCGCUGUCAGUUUCUACCUCCAACAGAUGCUAUCGGUCGUGCUCAAGUUCUGGACUUCCGGGACCGGGCUCUCGCCCAGGUCAGAGAUAUUGAAGAUCUUGUCCAAGUCGGAAAAGAGAUGAAGACGUGCCCCUACUAUGCUGGCAGAACAGCGGCGAGGCAAGCCGAAUUGGUGACGCUUCCUUACAAUCUGCUCCUGCAGAAGACUGCUAGAGAGUCGCUGGGGAUCUCCCUUGAUGAUGCGGUGAUUCUGAUCGACGAGUCCCACAAUCUCAUCGACACCAUUCUUGGAGUCUACUCGUGCACCAUCACCUCUACGCAACUCACGGUAGCCAAAGCGCAGAUCAACGAAUACCUACGUCGGUUUGCAAGCCGCCUGAGAGGGGAGUCCGAGAUGCACCUGAGAACAUUGAGAAGGCUGCUCGAAGGUCUCGAGAGAGUGGCGAAGCAAUGGGCUGAAGGUGCUAGAUCGGGCAAGGAAGAAGUCUGGACCGCCAGCAAGAUGGUCGAGGCGAUGGGAGGAAAUCUUGAUACCAUCAACUUUGGAAAGUUGGAAAGUUUUCUGAAGGAAUCGCAUAUCGCUCGCAAGGUCAGCGGCUACGCUGAGAAGGUGGCAGAGAGGGCAAGCAAAGCAAAGGAAGAAGGCCCGAGGGUAGUGAAAGGAGCACGCAGUACCACGACUGGUACCACGUUGCCCGCUGGACCUCUGCCGCCCUCAGCCAUUGCGGCGAUGCACAACAUCGAAUCAUUCGUACUGUCUUUGUCGAAUCGAGCGCAAGACGGUCGUGUCCUGCUGAGCCUACUGCCAGCAGCCGAAGGGAGAUCCCUCGGCCCUUAUGCAAGCAUGGCUCCUGUGGUAUCGCUUAAGUACCAACUUCUGAACCCAAGCGAGUCUUUCUCGAGUCUCAUCACAGCUGCUCGAGCCAUUGUCAUGGCUGGUGGUACUAUGGAGCCGAUCUCUGAUGUUCGCAAACAGCUCCUACCCUCUCUGCCGAACGAAAGGUGGUCAACGUUCUCUUGCGGGCACAUCGUGCCCUCCGAGAACCUCUUUUGCUCGAUUGUACCAUCUGGCCCCCGGGGAAUACCAUUUGACUUCACCUACGGCAAGAGAGGAGACACCGCUUUGCUAGACGAUCUUGGGAAUGCCAUUGCCAACUUCGCUGCACUAAUACCGCAUGGCGUUGUUGUCUUUCUACCCUCGUACAAGCUUCUGGACGAAUUGGUUGCUCGAUGGAAAGAAACAGGUACAUGGACUAGGCUACAGUCGAGAAAAGCCCUCUUUACCGAGCCCAAGCUAGCGAGCGAGGUAGAGGCUACGUUGCAGGCCUACACGUCUGCGAUAGAGGAUGUCAAAACUGCUUCUACAGUCACGGGGUCCCUGCUUUUUGCCGUCGUCGGCGCCAAGCUAUCCGAAGGCAUCAACUUCAGUGAUAGGUUGGCCAGAGCAGUGAUCAUGGUUGGGAUGCCAUUUCCAAACUCUCAGUCUCCGGAGUUGAUGGAAAGGAUGAAGUAUGUGAGGUCACUGAAGAAGAAGAGCGCUUUGGAGCCAGCGUCUUUGGCUUCCCGAGAAGAUCCGGGCCAGGCAUUGUACCUCUCUCUGUGUCUCAAGGCAGUCAAUCAGUCGAUCGGUAGGGCCAUCCGUCACCAGGGCGACUUUGCUUCUUUACUACUCCUCGAUGGCAGAUACGCCCGGAAAGAGAUUCGCAAUGGGCUCCCUGGAUGGAUUCGCGAUGAGGUCAAGGUGCAGGAAGGCUUCGGUGGGGCGAUGAAGGACUUGGGCGCUUGGUGGAGGGCCAAGCGUGCCAACAACAUGGUAUGAUGCGGGGUAGCGGAACCACGUCUCCACUUGCAAUUCAGUAUACCCAGAUCAUUUGUAUGGCGCACGGAAGUGGCGGCGGAGCGUCAAUGCCAGAAUGCUUCUCGCG
Microstroma glucosiphilum is the source of this 2969-nucleotide messenger RNA. Its product is annotated as DNA repair helicase. Gene Ontology annotation, biological process: nucleobase-containing compound metabolic process; establishment of sister chromatid cohesion. The transcript has 3 exons. Gene Ontology annotation, cellular component: nucleus. Gene Ontology annotation, molecular function: hydrolase activity, acting on acid anhydrides, in phosphorus-containing anhydrides; ATP binding; DNA binding. Bases 68 to 2863 code for a protein of 931 amino acids. The record is from RefSeq and is a predicted model, not a curated record. NCBI's taxonomy places the organism in Eukaryota, Fungi, Basidiomycota, Exobasidiomycetes, Microstromatales, Microstromataceae.